Molecule: messenger RNA, 324 nt
Organism: Spirometra erinaceieuropaei
Lineage: Eukaryota; Metazoa; Platyhelminthes; Cestoda; Diphyllobothriidea; Diphyllobothriidae
Source: the annotation of a GenBank genome assembly
AUGUUCAAGCAACUUUUCCUCCAACGGGUGCCUCCUUCUGUGCAAGCCAUCCUUGCGCCUAACAUUCCUUCAUCGACUGUUCAGAUGCUCGCGGAGACUGCUGACCGUAUACUCGAGUACUACCAGCCUCCUGUUACGGUUAACGUCGCUAGUCGAAGCAUAACUGCCCCCACAAUCGAGGAUGUUGUCAAACGCCUGGAUACCCUCACUCUCGAAGUUUCCCAGCUCCGGGCCACUCGUGUCUAUAACCCUCGUAGUCCUGCAAUUUCUCGCCGCCCGAGAUCUCCCACUCCAAACAAACCUACAGUUGAUGGUUUCUGUUGA